AUGGGGAGAUCAAGAAGGAUGUAUGCGAAGUUGAAGAGAAUGGUGAGGCAACAGAGGGGGAAGUUGUUCAUCAUGAGGGUUUGCAUCUCUAUGCUUCUGAGUCGGCGCAAACAUUCUUAA
Molecule: messenger RNA, 120 nt
Organism: Eucalyptus grandis
Lineage: Eukaryota; Viridiplantae; Streptophyta; Magnoliopsida; Myrtales; Myrtaceae
Exons: 1
Coding region: 1-120 (39 amino acids)
Biological process (GO): negative regulation of cell population proliferation
Source: RefSeq, a predicted model, not a curated record